AUGCCGUUCGGAUCCACGAAAGGCCUCGAGCCCAUCCUCGAAUCUACAAUUCAGCAGAUUAGUGUUAUCGGCCGAGCAAUUCCAGAGGACCCAGACGAGGGAACGCGAGCUCGGAUACGCCACAGAAGACCAAUUGAGAUGAUUGAACACCAAUUAGCACACAGAGUGCCAAACACAACACUUCCUGUUAAUCUCUUCGGCGGCAGCGAGGCAGAAACUGUAAUCGACACAAAUCUCUCGGUCGCGUGGCACAUCGGCACCCACAUCUUCUACGAAAACUGCAUCAACAAAGAGUGUAGUGCUGGUGCUGGCGGUGUUAUUGGCAUUGAUGCCAUACUGGAAUGCCUCGACAGAGUGGAAGAUAUCAAAAUCUUAAUCGAACCUGACAUCGAACUGAGAGAUGAACCUAUCACCUGGCCAGCCUUUGUGGCCUCUUGCAAUGCUUUAACCAGCCGCCAGGCAUGGAGCCGAUGGUGGGAGCGGGUGGGCUUCUAUGAAUCUAAGAACAUCGACGAACAGUGGAACUUGAUCCGGGGGAUUUGGGGCUUGAUCGAUCGUCGUGGAAGUGCUUUUAAUUGGGUUAGCUUCCUCGAGGGGGAGGGAGAUGGACUGGUUCCCCUGGACAUUGUGAUUGAAAGCCUUGGCAUGGAUGGAAUGAGUCCAAUUUGGUACCCUCCUCCAUCUCCCUAA
Penicillium samsonianum is the source of this 690-nucleotide messenger RNA. RefSeq lists its product as uncharacterized. The transcript has a single exon. Bases 1 to 690 code for a protein of 229 amino acids. NCBI's taxonomy places the organism in Eukaryota, Fungi, Ascomycota, Eurotiomycetes, Eurotiales, Aspergillaceae. The record is from RefSeq and is a predicted model, not a curated record.